Messenger RNA from Acanthopagrus latus (yellowfin seabream), 2528 nucleotides. RefSeq names its product glutamine synthetase-like. The record is from RefSeq and is a predicted model, not a curated record. Gene Ontology annotation, cellular component: cytoplasm. Bases 857 to 1963 code for a protein of 368 amino acids. Gene Ontology annotation, molecular function: glutamine synthetase activity. Lineage: Eukaryota; Metazoa; Chordata; Actinopteri; Spariformes; Sparidae. The transcript is spliced from 7 exons.
AAGCAUGGCUAAAAUACAUUAAGAAAACAAGGUCAGACAGUGAGUUCAUACUUUAAAGCUCUCUAAGACCCUUAAGAAUGUAUCUCUUAUCCAGUACAAAAUAAGAAUCACAUUAUUGUCUUUAAGGUUCAUGUUUUUUGGAUACAGCAGCACUUCCUGGCCCUUGAGGCCCCGUGCGGCCCAGCUGUGUGUGCACUUAAACACAUCAUCCCAUGUGACCCAUGUUCAGUUGUCGAAUUUCUGCCCUCCUGCCUGAUGUCAGGACAGCUAACCUGACGGAAAAGUGAACGUUUGAGCAGCUUCUGGUCUCUAAUUGUGUUCACUGAGCCACAAGACUCUCAGCUCAGCAAACAGCAGUCAGACACUCUCAGCAGAUGGCCUCUCUGGAACAGGUGGGUGCUCAUUACUACUUCUCAUGGGAGGUAAUGUCCAUCUCAGCUAUGACCUUGUGAUGAUUUAACUGACUUAUUGUCUUUUGUUUGUUUGUCUGUUUUAACAUAUAGAGGACAGAGGGAAUGACUGCUGAGCUUGGCUGAGUUGUAACGCGUUGACUGCAAUAUGUUUUUGUCUUCUUUCGCAGCGAGAAUCUGCCAUUUUUCUAAAAGUUGUCAUAAUUAUUUUGCUUAAGGAUUAGAUUUUUGUCUGAUGAAAACGUCACACUCUUAUGGAAACAAAGCACACGCCCACAGUUACGCAACAGAAAGCCAUUGGAAGUCCUCUUACGUUCAGGUCAUGUGACCCUGUGUCAGCAGCGUGGUGAUUUGCAUUCCAGUUAAAUACACCGAACAGGUUUGGACAGGACGCACACUGAGCUGUCUCGUCAACUGUGCCAGAAGUCAUCUGCUAAACAGCGAGCAUGGCGUCGGUAUCAUGCAGCUCCAGCCUGAACAAGGCUGUGCGCCAACAGUACAUGAGCCUGCCUCAGGGGGGGAAGUGCCAGGUCACAUACAUCUGGAUCGACGGCACUGGAGAGGGACUUCGCAACAAGACCCGAACCCUGUACAGCGAGCCAAAAAGCCUGGAAGACAUUCCUGAGUGGAACUUUGAUGGCUCGAGCACAUACCAGGCUGAAGGCUCCAACAGUGACAUGUACCUCAAACCGGUCUGCAUCUUCAGGGAUCCGUUCACACUCGAUCCAAACAAACUGGUCCUCUGUGAGGUCCUAAAAUACAACCGUUUACCUGCAGAAACUAACCAUCGACAGAGCUGCAGCAAAGUGAUGGAGCAGGUUAAAGAGCACAGCAUCUGGUUUGGCAUGGAGCAGGAGUACACGCUCCUGGGAAUAGAUGGGCAUCCGUUCAGUUGGCCCCCUAACGGAUACCCAGCACCCCAAGGACCUUACUACUGUAGCGUGGGGGCCCAGAAUGCAUAUGGACGGGACAUUGUGGAGUGCCACUACAAGGCCUGCCUCUAUGCAGGGAUAAAUAUCUAUGGCACCAAUGCUGAAGUUAUGCCAUCUCAGUGGGAGUUUCAGGUGGGUCCUUGUGAGGGCAUUGAGAUGGGCGACCACCUAUGGGUUGCACGCUUCCUGCUGCAUCGUGUGUGUGAAGAUUUUGGGGUUGUCGCAACACUCGACCCCAAGCCACUGAAGAACUGGAACGGUGCUGGCUGCCACACGAAUGUCAGCACCAAGAAGAUGAGGGAGGAGAACGGACUGAUAUACAUCGAGAAGGCCAUCGAAAAGCUGAGCAAAAAACACAAAGAGCACAUCGCUGUGUACGACCCACACGGAGGGCAGGACAACAUCAGGCGUCUCACAGGUAUCCAUGAAACGUCCAGCAUCGAAGAAUUCUCUGCUGGAGUGGCCAACCGAGGCGCUAGCAUCCGCAUCCCUCGCCAGGUGGGCCAAGAGAAGAAAGGCUACUUCGAGGACCGCCGGCCUGCAUCAAACUGCGACCCCUAUGCUGUGACAAAGGCCAUCGCAAGCACCUGCCUGCUUGAAGAAGAAGAAGGAAGCGAAUAGGAGAAGGGAACCUGCUGUGCGGCAAUUAAAGCUGUAGCGAUUAGCUGAUUAGUCGAUCAAAAGAUUGAUAAUUUUAUCUAACUUUUGCUGAUUCCAGCUUCUUAAAUGUACUUUGUGUGUUUUUGACAUCUUAUUGACUAAACAAUAACAUUGUGAAAAGAGUUAACCUUAAUCAUUCUGAGUUUCACCUCUGAGUUUACCUGAGCUGAACACUUGAAAAACAUCUCCGUGCAAGAUGAAGAAAUGUAGAUUUACCGUCUGCUGUUAUUUCAGUAACUGUCCUUGGAAGUGAGGAAUCGAUAGAAUAUACUGUACGGCAGCUUUGUCAGAACUGGAAAUACGGUUACUCAGUUAUGCCUACAUGAAUAUUAGCCUAUACCACAUUCAAAUGUUAUUAUUGCGUCUUAAUGUAUGUGUUUGGGUGAAAUGAAAUAAAGCGGUCCGACACUUGUUUGUUGUCUUGUCUGUUUGUCCAUGUUGUUUGUUUGUAUUGGCAGAGAAAAUGUAAUAAAAAAAAAAUAAAAAAAUAAAAAACAAGUCAAAAUCAAUUAAUUAGAUUUGGGCA